Pristis pectinata (smalltooth sawfish) is the source of this 4908-nucleotide messenger RNA. RefSeq names its product maestro heat-like repeat-containing protein family member 1. NCBI's taxonomy places the organism in Eukaryota, Metazoa, Chordata, Chondrichthyes, Rhinopristiformes, Pristidae. The record is from RefSeq and is a predicted model, not a curated record. The transcript has a single exon. Bases 1 to 4908 code for a protein of 1635 amino acids. Gene Ontology annotation, cellular component: cytoplasm.
AUGAAGGUGGAAGCUUGGAUGAGUGCAGUUCUGGGCCUGUCUCCUGACAGCAGUGAGCUGGUUAGGCUGAGAAUGAUCGAGUCUUUUCAGGAACUGGGGCAGACCAAACGAAAAAGGGUUCUCCUGUUCCUUCACAAGUUUCUCACAGAGCACCAGAGUUUGCCUUUGUUACAGCGUACAACAUUAUUGAAGAGCAUUAUAUUGAUUGUGAAGGAGAACACUGGACAUUUGAGCCGCCCACUGUCCAAAAAAAUCAUCUUAAUGGCUUCAGUGGAAAUAUCCAAAAUAACAAGUGUAAACGAUGCUCACAGAGAAACAGCAAGUAAACUCCUACUGACUCUGGGCUCCAGUUUCACAACUGAAGUUUUCACGGAACUGCAGUCAAUGAUUCAACGACAGACCCCGGCUAAUUUCUACGUGAUCUUAACAUUGGCAAACUUGUGCUCUGAAAACGUGCACAGUGUAGUCCCUUUGUUGAAGCCAGUGUUGGAAAACAUCCUCUGUUUACUGCAUGUGGAAACAUGUAAAAGAAUGCGGUGGGUCAUCUGUUAUGCCUUGGGUCAUUUAAGCAAGAGCAUUCUGACGUACACCUCAGACCACCAUCUUCCAAUCAGGAAGAAUCCGUACGUCAGCGAGCUUUCCAGUGCUUAUGACGUUCUUUUCCAUUCCUGGUUGAACUCAAGGGACCCCAAAAUGACCACAGGGGUAGUGGAAGCAAUUGGCCAGAUCAUUUACCUGCUCCCCAGUAAUAAGAUCGAGAAUGAGCUGCCCACUCUAAUUCCAGUCAUCCUAUCCUUGUACCAAAAGUCCUACAGUGAUCUCUCCAUCACUAAGGGCCUGUGUGGGAUACUGUAUACUGCCCUAGAAAGGAACAGCAAAAUGCUGCUGUCUCACCUGGAGAACCUGCUCAUCACGUUACAUCGACAACUCUGCAUUGUAAUGGGUCAACCCACCAACUCAUUGUCAGAAUGCCUUCAAAAUAAAAUCCUUUGCUGCUUUCAGAUUCUAACUUCAGCCUUUGUGCAAGAAAUUACAAAAUUCCUUCUGCUACAGUUGGAAGUGUCCAGUGAGCAACUUCAACUGGGAGCUUUGGUAGUGUUGAACUAUCUGAUCAAUACUGUCCCUUCAUCCAUGGAUGGUCACAAGAGUCAGAUUAUGAAUAGUAUGACGCUGUCUGUUUUAAGAAACAGCAACCGAGUGAAGGGUUUACUCAGCCAGCUAAUGUACACAAUGGCCAGUCACAGUUACCUGGAACUGGAAGGUGGAGUGGAGUUGAUCCGAUUUAUCAUUGAGCAGUGUGCACUUCCCACAGGAGAGGACAGGGAAUGUCACAAGACCAGGAAAAGCACAGAGGAGCAUGGCAGUAUCGUGACGGACAGAGAAGUAAGGAGCCUGUAUGAAAGGUUGCUGGAAAAAUUGACCACAACGUUGAUGAUUGACAAUGUUCUCUGGCCAUUGCUAUUGGAGUUUGUUAUCCCAGUAAGGUACACCAAUGCUUUAGCUGCAGUCUGUAGUUCCUUGGCUCACCUGGGAAGUAAGAAACAGCAAGCUGGGGAAACAGAGUUCGUUCUGAAUUACGAAGAACACGCCAAUCUUCCAAACCGCCAGGCUUUGCUGAUUCGACUGUUGGCCGUGGCAUCUUCACCCUAUGAGGGGAGAGGCCAAGGUGCUCCUGCUCUGUCCUUACUCUGGGUCCUGGGUAUCAACAUUCACCCAGCAGCUGUGAAAGUGUGGGACAAAGAACUCCCAAAUUUGCUUCAAUAUCUGCAGGAAUUUUCAGAGGAUGAUCUGCUCCAACAUCAGUGGGAACAGAAACUACUUCAGGUUUUAUCCCAGACGUUGGAGGAGAUAGAAGACGAAGUUUGGAUUGUCCAGCUGAGUGAGGUAGUGACCAAACAGAUUCACAGAUGCCACUGCUCUCCACAGCAGAAGGGGUUUCUGUACAGGUGCCUCGGGAUAGUGCUGCAGCUGACCCAGAGCCACGAAGUGGUAAAGAAGAAACUUCAAGUGAUGCUACAAAUUGUUGAACAUGACAAAGAUUUAGAAAGGGAAGGUGUAGCUACUGGGAUUGGCUGCUGUGCCCAAACUCACUUAGAUAUUACCCUGACUGUGUUGAAAAAUUGCUCAAAACUGAAUAUUUUUAAGAAGACUGCAAGUUUCUACCAGAUAAUGAAGGACCAAGGUAGCAUUGAAAUAAUGAAAGUGAAAAGCACACUUAUUUUAUGUUAUGGAUAUUUAAUCCUACAUUGUCCCAAGGAAAUUAUUUUGCCGAGAAUAGAGACAGAUAUUCUACCGAAUAUAUUGAACCAUUUCAACAUCAAGAUUUUGGGAAUGAAAGUUCAGGUCAAGGACUCAACUAUGAAGUUAAGUCUGAUAAAGACUAUAACCCUUAUGGCCAGAGUAUUCCAGCACACAGAAGGGCAACCUGCCUACAAACUGACCAGAAAAAUUGAGCUACUGACCUACAUGCAGGAGUUCAUCAAGGCCGAGCCAACAGACUCAGUGACAACUUACAUUCGAAAGGCUGCUAUGGAUGCAUGUGCAUGCCUCUUAAUGGUGGAGCCUUUAUUUGUAUUAAGUGAUCAUGAUGAAUUAGUUAAGCUAUGUCUGCACAGUACUUUCAGCUUGCCACCUUUGGAGGGUAGUGAAAGCAGAGAUAAGAUUAAGAGGCAGGAGAUUUACAAAGAAACACUGAUGUCUCUAGAGGAUCUUCUGAGGCAACUUCUACAUUUGGAUUUGUCACCUAAUGGUCUUCAAUGUCUCUUUAACUUCCUGAUGAUUUGGAUAGAAUCCAGAAAGAACUAUGAACGAGAAAAUUCCUUGAUGAUGACUUUGCAUCUCCUGACAUUUUAUCUGGAUACAGGUGUCAUUAAUGAUAAAGUUCCAUCCCAUAAUUUUGUGACAAUGAUUGGAUAUAUAGUGGUUCGAUGCUCAGAUCCAUCACUUAUUGCAAGGGAGGUAGCCGUUGAAUGUUUGUACGUACUGCUUUAUUUGCAGUUACGGCUUGAAGGGUUUCCUAUGGACCACAAAGAUAGCGAUGUGGAACAUCUGAAGGCCAUUAAGGAUGGACUAAAGGACACCAACUUUGAAACUCUCUAUCACAUAUACAUCGAUCUUGGAACAGUCCUGUCUAAUUGUGUGCCCCAUGACCAAAUGAAUACUCUACUCCUCACCAUUUCUGAAGGACUAACUGACGAGCAAUUGAAUGGUUCCUACGUGGCUUCUAUUGUCAUGAAUGUUCUCAUUGAGAAAUGUGGAACCAUCCUUACUGACAUCCCUGGGAUAAUCAAAGUUCUGUAUCAUCAACUGCAGUUGAUUACACAGCCACAAAUAACACGUUUUGUGACACGUUCUAUUUCCAUUCUAGCUUCACAAAAUGUGCUGAUGGUUUUGCCUCAUCUCCUCAAAUACCAAAUUCCACUUCAAACACAUAUGGAUGAUAUAUGGAGAUCCUUAUUGAGUGACAGUACACUCGCCACAACGUCUAUCCAAUACCUGCUCAAUUACUUAAAGCUAAUGUAUGAUGACAACAGUGAGUCUCAGUUUCAAGAAGUGGUGUUAACCACACAUCAGCCAUUAGCUGUUGUUCAUGCCCUUCAUGCAAUGAUAUGCUGCCCCGGCUCCGAGAACGCAAUAAACACUCUGUUUCCCCAGCUCUUCACUGUUAUCCUGCUUUACCUCAGUUCCAGUGUCCAGUUCUGCCCCAGGGAUUUUCUGAGAAUUCCAAAACAAAAUAAGUCCUUCACCCCAUCUGACAAACCUGGCAACACUGACAUUUGCCAUUAUGUUGUUGAAAUACUUCAAGCUAUCCUGAGAUGUGGAAAGUGUGACAUUGCAAACAUUACAGAAGAGAAUGGUUGGGAUCUGAUCAAGAGUCCAGGGAGGAACCACGAGGGGAUUAUGCUGCUGGCCAACACGAUGGCUGUGUGUGCCGUCCCUCACCUCAUCAGUAUUGUGGAGCAACUUAUUCCUUUCCUUGCUAAUAUGCAGGAGCGGCAGAGAAUUGCUGUGGUUGCAUUCUUUGCUGAGCUUUUAAAUCACAGAGUGGUGUUGGAAUUGUCACUUGCAGACACCCUUGUGGGAAGCUUGCUCCGGUGUUUGAUUGACACUUCUCCCACUAUCCAGGGACUUGCCGUAAGGGGUUUAGGAAAUACUGCAAUUGGAGCAGCCCAAAACAUAGAAAAGUACACCAGCAAAUUAUUGUCUGUAUUGAUUGCAGUGAUACACAAGUACUGGAAAUCCAAUAAUCUCAUGGCAAUUGAGGCCAUGUUAAGCAUUUCCAAGGUCCUAGAUUCACUGCAAGAGCAUUUUGAAGAUUCCAGUUUGAUUGAUGUAGCACUUACAAUCGAGCCUUUAUUUGAAAAUGAACAUGAAAAAUUGAGAACUUCUGCAUUUAAAGUUCUUGGGAAACUAAUCAGAUUUGGUAACAGAGAGAGGAACCCUGUGUUAGCAGAACACCUCCAUCCAAUCCUUAUCAGUUUGUUGCUGCAUCUCAACGAUGAGAGCAGUGAGGUGAUCACAGUCUGCAAGUCAGUGCUGAAUCUGAUGGCUCCAAGCAUGGGGUCAGAGAACCUAAGCAAAAUGUUUCAAGAGCUGUCACCAGAGGACCCCACGCUGGUCUAUGAAGCAUACUUGAGCGAGGUGUCCAGGCAUAUCAGUGAAGAUUUGCCUGACAGGAUAAUUUGCUACAUAAUGAGUUGUGCUGCCUUCUUCACGAAUCCCCUACCAGAGAUAAGAGAAAAUGCUGUCACAUUGAUAGGAUUUCUCAUGUACCAUGGAGCAGCAGAGUUUGCUGUACAGUUCUCUGCAGAUUCCGUUUGCAAGGAGAUCUGCUUUCUGUUCUCCGAUCCAGUGAAAAGUGUCCGAAUCAAAGCAGCUGUAGCGACACGCCACCUCCACAUGUACUAA